Molecule: messenger RNA, 813 nt
Organism: Plasmopara halstedii
Lineage: Eukaryota; Oomycota; Peronosporomycetes; Peronosporales; Peronosporaceae
Product: 50s ribosomal protein l4
Exons: 2
Coding region: 1-813 (270 amino acids)
Biological process (GO): translation
Cellular component (GO): ribosome
Molecular function (GO): structural constituent of ribosome
Source: RefSeq, a predicted model, not a curated record
AUGCAUCGUCUGCUGCAUAGCAUGGCGGCGCUGACUGUAUCUGUGCGACCUUUGAGUAUCUUACGCUCAGAGAAAACGCAAAUUAUUCCGCAUAAUCUAUCUCUAGCCAAAGAGAAGCCCAUUCCGCCACCGCGCGUGAUUGCGUCUGCGCUGAAGAUCAAAGUGAAGCCGUCGGGAGAUCUGGAGCUCCAGAUACAAUCAAUUGCUGGUGAUGCACCGAACCUCGGAAAUGUCAGCUUGGAUUCCGCGGUAUUUGGGGCACCUGUUCGCAUUGACAUUCUGCAACGUGUUGUGCGCUGGCAGCUGGCGUGCCGUCGUGCAGGCACCAACAAGACUAAGACGCGAUCAGAAGUAAGUGGCUCGACGCGCAAGCCAUGGAAACAAAAAGGUUCCGGCCGUGCUCGUGUGGGUGAUAUUCGUGCACCGCAGUGGCGUGGAGGAUACCGCGUACAUGGCCCAGUGCUACGGGACUUUUCCUAUAGCUUGCCUAAGAAGGUUCGCGCAAUGGGCUUGCGCGUAGCGCUGUCAACCAAACUUCGAGAAGGAAAACUGGCUGUCAUUGACUCACUUGAUACUGAUGUCAGUAAGACUAAAGAUAUGAAGAAAUUGUUGGGCAGUCGUGGAUGGAAUCAUGCGCUCUUUGUAGGAGGCAAGGAGGUGAAUUCAGAUUUUGAACUAGCCACCCGCAAUAUACCAUACGUGGAUACGAUCCCGCAAAACAAGAUUAAUGUUUACUCGAUCCUGCAAAAGGACCUGCUUAUCAUCACCAAAGACGCUGUCGAGUACCUAGAAAAGCGUCUCCACGUCGACUAA